GGAUUUGACAUUAAAGAUUAUCCUGGUGCAGAUCCAAGGGUUACCAUAUUCCCUAGUCCAAACUACUUGGAAUGUCCUUCUAAUGUUAAAAUGAUGAAGGAUUAUUCUGCACAGGCACUUAAGCUGUACAAUCAAAAAUUUGACACUAAAUAUGAGGUCAAUGACACUCUCAAGGUUAAUGGAGAUGAGUGCGGCAUAUACGAUGUUUACUAUCUUACCUUUACGGUUACAAAGGGCGAGAAGGAAUAUUUUCAAGCUAAGGUGGUGGAACGUUUAGGCGAAUGGAGCUUCUGUCAUAUAGUGGAUGUGAAGUCUGUGCAUCAUUUUGCCCCGGGUUCAAGCUUUAGUUUUGCGUUUACAGCUCUUGUCGCCAUCCAUCGAUCCAUAGGCCAGAACACAAAAAAUCGCAAAAUAUUCUCAGCUUUUCAUAUUUUUCUCAUGUCUUAAAUAAAACUUUGUCUGCCCCUCCAAAAUAACACGGCCGUUAAGGGCGCUCAAGAAGUUUCGCCCAAAACACACUUCGGCGACCGCAACCCCAUUGAUCCAUAGGCGAACACACAAAAAAAUCGCAAAAUAUCCUUAAUCCUUAGUUUCAAUUAUUUUGCACAAAUGGCUUAAAAAAACCUCCACUUGCCCCCCAAACCAAUAUGAUCCAUUUAAUAGAUCGUCAGGGGAGGGCCUAAGAGGUUUCUCCCAAAACACACUCUGGCGAUCGCAACGCCGCGUCGAUCCAUAAGCUAACACACACGAAAAAUUGCAAAAAAUCCUUAGUUUUUAGUAUUUCGCGCAUAUGGCUUAAAAAAAGCCUCCGCCUGCCCGCCAAAACCAACAUGAUAUAUUUAAUAGGUUGUCAAAGGGCGUGCCCAAGAAAUUUUGGCCAAAACACACUCCGACGAUCGCAACCCCCAUCAAUCCAUAGGCUAACACACACGGAGAAUCAUGGUUGUGUUAUGGUCAUAAGGAUUUUUUGUGACUUUUCGUGUGUGUUGUGAAUGUAAAUUGACUGUCUGAAUUCGGCAUUUGAAAUAUCCCUCUGAGAAGUCGAGGGACGGUUAACAUUGGUCCUUGGAGCCCGACGGGGAUUGGUCGAGACUGGAGGGACUCCCGGAGUAGGGAUAUGAUUUGGGGUGUGAGCUCUGUUACGGGUCCUCAUCCCGUGGGUGGGACGGUAUGAUUUGGGGUGUGAGCUCUGUUACGGGUCCUCAUCCCGUGGGUGGGACGGACCUCAUCAGCCUGGGUAUUUUGAAUUUCGUUAAAAUUAGUUCUAGACAACAUAUAUACUUUCAUCAAAAUGACUCCAUGAUUCAUGCUUUUCAGCACAAUAUCAAAACCCUUCUUUAUAAAACAUGAUUAGAGAUCUUUAAUCUUGAUAAAACAUAGUCCCACAUACCUUAGAUUACUUAAUUUGAAAGAUGCAAUCCGAAUCUUGAUCUGUUUCUUGGGAUUCUUGAACUGAAGGAUUGAUCUCUUGACUUUUGGGGAAGAGUAGGGUUUUGUUUUUGAGAAAACUGCUAAAUUUUGGGCAUAUGAUGCCCUAUUGACGUUUUAAUCUUCUGUUAUUGCGACUUAUUUAUGGAAAAGACGACACUGCCCUUCGAAAUUAAAAUUUGCAUCAGAAUCCCAUUUUUUGGAGCCCACCGCGAUGCGAUGAAGGUCCCACCACUAUAGUUACCGCGACGCGGUGCAAUCGUGGUGACAUUCUGUUUUCAAAUUCCAAUCAUGCCUCAAACCCUAUCCAAAAAAUCCAAAACUUCCCCGAGACAUCCUCUUUACACCCCUGGACAUGAAUCAAAUCUAAAAUUUACGUCUCGGGGUCGGGAAGGUCAAAUUUAAAAUCAUUGAAGUCUAGGAGCUUAAAAUAUGACCAAGUCUUUUAACACUUAAUUUUUUUAGGUUGUUAGCUCUAUAAGCAUGCUACUAAGUGUGGUACUACGCCGACAAUGUUACGGAGCGUUACAACUUUGUGGUAGUCUUGUUUCUGCUAUUAUUUGUCAUUUUGUUAUUAUCUAUUGUUUUUUGUUCUUAUAUUAUGUUUUGUUAUAGAAUAUUUUGUUAUGAGCCAGGUUUAUCGAAAAAAAAAAACACUCUCUACCUUAUCUGAAAUGAGUACACUUUACCCUCUUCCUAGACCCCACUUUGUGGGAAUAUACAAAGUAUGUCGUUGUUGUAAAAACAACACAAAAGUUAAGUCAGAAUAAUUGCAAUAAUCUCUGAUUGUCUUUUGCAGUCAUGGUUAAAGCAACUACAGAAAUAGAAGGCGUCGCAAUGCGUGAAUGUUCAAAACUUAGGAAGAAGCCUUUCUUCCGAAAGGCAUUCCUGGUUUUUCAAAUUAGCUUUUCUUGGGUUGGAAAAAAGUGCUUUCUCCGCCCACAAAGUCAGAAAAAAACUAAGCAUACGCUUCCAUUGGAGCCAUGUCGGCAACUGUAUCCAAUAAAAGCAAAAAGUCUGUCGUCCCCUUAUCGAAGCAGCAUUUGACAGACUACUUGCUCAAGUACUAUCCGGAUCCUAAGAAAGAGGCAGAGUUGAAGGAAGGUGAGACGUACGGAGAUAGUUGUUCUAAGGCUUAUAGGUUUGCUGUUGAACAGGGCAUUGCAGAAGAAGAACAAUAUCCCUACGCUAUGAGAAGAGGCGAUUGCAAAUGCACAGAUGAAAUG
This is a messenger RNA of Capsicum annuum, 2654 nucleotides long. RefSeq lists its product as uncharacterized. NCBI's taxonomy places the organism in Eukaryota, Viridiplantae, Streptophyta, Magnoliopsida, Solanales, Solanaceae. The record is from RefSeq and is a predicted model, not a curated record.